GGCAAGUGGUCAGCAGUGACACAGAGUGUCUCUCAGCUGCAGACUGCACUUCCUGUGAGCUGACAGCAGGAGCUCGUCACUUCUCUUUGUGAACUGUGUGAUCUCAGCUCUGCAGGGAGGACGACACACACAUGCUUCUUGACCAUGGAGGCUACGGCCAAGUACGACUACGACGCCACAGUCGAUGAUGAACUCAGCUUCAGAAAGGGAGAGCUGUUAAAAAUUCUGCAGACGUCAGGAAAAUGGUACAAAGCUGAAAUCAAAGGGGCCGAAGGGUUCGUACCCCAGAACUUCAUCGACAUUCAUCUGCCGAGCUGGUACCAGGAGGACUGCAGCCGCACCGACGCCCAGGCGAAGCUGAUGUCGCAGCCCGUGGGGGCCUUCCUCAUACGGAGCAGCAGGAAUAGCGCCCCGGGUGAUUUCUCCAUCUCUGUCAGACAUACAAGAGACGUCCAACACUUCAAGGUGCUGCGAGACAGCAGGGGGCAGUAUUAUCUGUGGACGGAGAAGUUCCCCUCUCUCAACCAGCUGGUGGAGCAUUACAAAACCAACUCAAUCUCCAAACAGAGCCAGAUAUUCCUCAAAGAUCCACAUCAACCGCAGCAGAGAGGACGCUCCGACCAUUUUUCCUCUCCUGCUCCUCCUCCACACUCCCACGGCCCACCUCUACCUGUCCCGCGACAGGACAUAGCCUCCCCCAGGCUGCAGGUCAGAGCUCUGUACAGCUUCCAGGCUGAGGAGGCGGACGAGCUGGAGUUCAGCGCCGGCGACAUCAUCCAGGUUCUGGAGUGCUCCGACCCGACCUGGUGGAAAGGACAGCUGAGGGGCAGAACCGGCCUGUUUCCCUCCAGCUACGCCACACCAAUCUGAGAGGAACACACACACACACACACACCUGUAAUGUCACAGUAACUACUGAGUGUCACGUGACUCAUGCUAAUUCUCGCGGCUUUGACCCAGUUCACAGAAGUAAACCAUCGGCAGAAAGCUCAGCGUGCAGUGACAGACAGCGUCAGCGGUCUAGAAUAAAAAUGAAGAUGAACUUGUUGGUUUAGGAACACAAACUGUUUUGGGCCGCGUCUUCUCGUCACAAACACGCUGUUGUUGUCUCGUUAAAAAGAUGCUGUCUGUAAGAAAAGUUGCAUAACCAACUUGUCAAAAACAGACACUGCGGGACGGCAGCUGACCCGUCCUGCCACCUCAAAGUGUCAGUUUUUGACGAGUUGGAAGUGAAACUCUAAAAUCAAAUUUUCUCACAAACAGCACCUUUAAAAACAGGAAACAGAACAGCUGUUUGGUUGUAAAACCAUUUUUUUUCACAUAUAAAUUGCCACUCAGAGUUAAAUUUCAGGUCUAUAGUAGUGCAUGUAUUCAUACAACAUUAAUGAUCCCCACAACUAUCCUGUAUUUUACAGAAUUUUGUCUGAACAUUUUACAUAAAUCUAAACCUACAACAUAUAAGACAUGAAUGUGCAACAGGCAUAUUUAUUUUCACAAACAAUUUUAUGUUUUAAUAAAAGUCUAUGAUGAGCAUUAA
This is a messenger RNA of Acanthopagrus latus (yellowfin seabream), 1537 nucleotides long. RefSeq names its product GRB2-related adaptor protein 2-like. Gene Ontology annotation, molecular function: protein binding. The coding region runs from base 145 to 870 and encodes 241 amino acids. The transcript is spliced from 7 exons. NCBI's taxonomy places the organism in Eukaryota, Metazoa, Chordata, Actinopteri, Spariformes, Sparidae. The record is from RefSeq and is a predicted model, not a curated record.